Chenopodium quinoa (quinoa) is the source of this 1295-nucleotide messenger RNA. RefSeq names its product lysM domain receptor-like kinase 4. The record is from RefSeq and is a predicted model, not a curated record. The coding region runs from base 179 to 1258 and encodes 359 amino acids. NCBI's taxonomy places the organism in Eukaryota, Viridiplantae, Streptophyta, Magnoliopsida, Caryophyllales, Amaranthaceae. Gene Ontology annotation, biological process: protein phosphorylation. The transcript has a single exon. Gene Ontology annotation, molecular function: protein kinase activity; ATP binding.
CUUGAGAUGGUCAACCAAAGAUAGUUUGCACGAUGAACUUCAUAAUGAAAUAUCUAUCAAAUGCUUUACCUUCUCCAAGUUUUAUCCUUUGAAUCUCCAUUGUUCAUAGCUUAUCACCAAAUACCGAGUUCUUAUACCGGGCAAAUAACCACCAUUAUCAUAACAGCCUCAAUAUAAGAUGUCAGCUUAUAUCGCCAUUGGAGCUGUUGCUGGAAUAGUUGUUAUCUUAGUCAUCAUAAUAUCAGUUUGCUGCAUGUCCUCAGGAAAAACAAAGACAGAAGCAGAUAUUCUUCCAGCAGAGACAUUCGAAGCAUAUGAAAACCCUAUAUGGAAGAAAACAGAGGUUGAGCACCGAGAGUCUCUAGAAAGCUUAGCCAACAUAGCCCAAUCUAUGAAAGUGUAUAAUUUUAUGGAGUUGCAGUAUGCAACAGAUGAUUUCAGUCCUGGUUCCCAAAUUAAAGGCUCUGUUUACCGGGGUAAAAUGAAUGGUGAUCUGACUGCCAUUAAGAAGAUGAAAAGGGAUGUGUCCAAGGAGAUAAAUUCCCUGUCCAAGAUCAACCAUUUCAACCUUAUACGUGUUCUAGGUGUUUGUUUCAAUGAAGGGCGCUGGUAUCUCAUCUAUGAGUAUGCAUCGAAUGGGCCUCUGAACGACUGGAUAUUCAGCAAUAAUACCAAUCAGAAGUUCUUAAGUUGGACACAGAGGAUGCAAAUUGUGCUAGAUGUUGCUAGAGGGCUUAACUAUAUUCACAGCUAUAAUAGUCCUCCCUAUGUCUACAAAGAUUUUAAGAGCAGUCGCGUUCUCCUUGACAUUGAAUUCAGGGCAAAGAUCAGCUAUUUCAGCUCAGCAAGAUCAGCAGAAGGACAAAAAGAAAAAAUUGCAUCUGAACAAGUUUACCUUUCACCAGAGUAUAGAGAGAAAGGCCAACUAUCAACAAAACUAGAUGUGUAUGCUUUUGGGAUGCUAAUGCUAGAGGUGCUCACAGGAAAGAAAGUUGCUAAUCUAUGCGAAAGAUUAGAUGGGAAUGUAUCAGAUGUUUUCGUGGGUGUUUUUGAUGAAACAAAGGGAAAGGAUCGGCUAAAGAGCUUGAUGGAUCCUUCUCUAAAAGGGAAUUAUCCUUCUGAAUCUGCUAUCUCUGUAGCAAGACUAAUCGAACUUUGCCUGAAUAAAGAUCCGUCAAGCAGGCCAGAUAUGGAGGAAAUUGUAAAGUCUCUCUCAAAAGUGUUGAGUACGUCAAUGACCUGGGAAUCAUCGCUGUAAAUUCAAGGCAACAGUUUUGCAGAGCUUUCAGGGGACC